Molecule: messenger RNA, 3334 nt
Organism: Thunnus maccoyii (southern bluefin tuna)
Lineage: Eukaryota; Metazoa; Chordata; Actinopteri; Scombriformes; Scombridae
Product: FYVE, RhoGEF and PH domain-containing protein 4-like
Exons: 16
Coding region: 131-3115 (994 amino acids)
Biological process (GO): cytoskeleton organization; filopodium assembly
Cellular component (GO): cytoplasm
Molecular function (GO): guanyl-nucleotide exchange factor activity; metal ion binding
Source: RefSeq, a predicted model, not a curated record
AAACAGCUGGAUGUCUAUUAGCGGCGGUGAUUGAGCGCGUUCAGCUGUGAGCUGCACACUCUUAGGGUCUCUGGCACCUCGCUCCCCCUCUCUCCCUGUCUGAAGCUGGAACUGAAGCUACUCUGUGACGAUGUUUGACCUGAAGAAGAGGAACAGUUUGACCCUGAACUGCAACCGCGACACGGACGAGUUCAGACGAGUGGCGGUCAGACGGAAGGUCAAAGGUGCUGCUGUAGAUUGUCACGCCGCUCAUACAGUAGUGAGCAGUGGAGUGUGUGGCUCGUACAGCUGUGGACGUGCUUGUGAAAGAACAUGUGGAUCAGAACCAAACUCUAAAGUCAGUGCAGGGGACAAGGAUGACAGAAGCCCAGCUAAUAGAUCACCCUCCAAACCACAAGUGCCUCCUAAACCAGCUCACCUCCAGAGUCCUCUGAGGGCAGGACCAGAUCAAGCCCACAGUCCCACUACAGGAAAAUUGCUACCUCAACAAGUUAAUGGCACAGAAGACCUAAGUCCUAACCGAAGCUAUGGAGUGCCUUUUUCCUACAUCAGCCCAGCACAGAACUGUCAAUGCUCCCCUAGUCCUGUUAGAGGAGGGGGGAGCAGUUUUUUGAAUGCAGUAUCUGGAGCACAACUGAGCCCUGCCAGACAUCCUCGGGGGAUUCCAAUUCUUGCAAGCAGUCCAGUUUUAGGAUCUCCAAGUCCAGGCAAAAGAGGCAUUCAGAACUGUAGCCCAUUGAGAGAAGGAGGGCAUAGCCCUGCUAAGUUGUCCCCAAGAAACCAUAGCCCUCUCACAGGAAAACUGCGGACCCCCAGCCCUGUUCAGGGAAGGAUGGGGAGCUACAGUCCUGCCAAGAACUCUAAAUCCUGGCUGGGACUCAACAGAAUCCCAAGCAGCAAGAUGGAAGGACACGAGAAGAGGGCAGGGAAAUCUUUGAGCGUGCCCAACUUGAUUGUUUACUUGGAUGAGAGCAGAAAUCCCUUUGAAAAACCUGAACGCUCGCCACUGAAACCGCUGCAAUCACCCAACUGCUGUGGGCCUGCCAUCACCAUCAAAGCACCAGCUAACCAUAGACUCAACCAUACCACAAGUGAAGCAGUUUCCCAUCUAUCCAGCAAUGGCAAAGAGCACUCCCCAGAACAAAUGAGUGGCAUAAUGCUGGGGAAAGAAUGUGCAGUAGUAACUGUGAAGGGGUUUGAUGACAAAAUGGAAGAAGGCAAGAUACCUGCAGGAUUUGACUCCAAGUUUUCCUGCCAAUGGACUGAGGCAACCCCAGAGGACGGGAGGGUUCACAAGGAGUCUAAAGGUGAACAAAAUGAGGAGGAGGAGAAGAGGAGGGAGAGUGGAGGAGGUGAACCAAAAGAGGAAGAGACCACAGAGCAGAAAUUGUUCAAGAUAGCCAAUGAACUCCUGCAGACAGAGAGAGCUUACGUGGCUCGUCUCCACCUUCUAGACCAGGUGUUCUGCUUACGCCUAACAGAAGAGGCAGGUCGAGGAUCAUUUCCUCCUGAGGUGAUAAGAAAUAUCUUCUCCAACACUUCCUCCAUCUACUCCUUCCACAGCCAGUUCCUGCUACCUGACCUGGAGAACUGCAUCAGCCACUGGUGUGAGAGUCCAGGCCUGGGUAAUGUUCUGCUGCCACAUGCUCCCUUCCUGAGGAUGUAUGCCGACUACGUCAGGAACUUCGACCAGGCCAUGGAGCUGGUGAGGAUGUGGACCGAGCGCUCUUCUGCCUUCAGAAACAUCAUCCAGGACAUAGAGAGUCAGGAGGUGUGUGGCAGCCUGACUCUGCAGCAUCACAUGUUGGAACCUGUCCAGAGGGUGCCUCGUUAUGAGAUGCUACUCAGGGAUUACCUGAAGAAACUGCCCAAGGAUAACCCAGACUACGAGCUGGCUCAGAGAUCCUUGCAGACAAUUUCCAUGGCUGCCACCCACUCAAACAGCGCCAUCCACAAAGCUGAGAGCCUGAAACGGCUGCUGGAGAUUUAUGAGAUGGUUGGAGAGGAGGAAGUGGUUAACCCGACCAACGAGUUUCUCAGAGAGGGGCGUCUGCUCAAGCUCGCUGCUAGGAACACAUCCGCCAUGGAGAGGCACCUCUUCCUGUUCAACAACUUUCUGCUGUGCUGCAGUCCUAAGUUCAGCCUGGUAGGGCAACGUUUUACGGUCCGGUGCAGGAUUGGAGUGGAUGGCAUGCAGGUGCAGCAGACCACCAAUGAAGACCACCUACACACCUUCCAGGUGUCUGGAAAGGAGAAGACCCUUGAGCUGCAGGCCAGCUCUGAACAAGACAGAGACGAGUGGAUAAAGGUGAUUCAAGAAGCCAUUGAUGUGUUUCAGAAGAAAAAUGAAACCUUCAAGUUGGCCUCAAAGGAGCCGAACGUGGAAGAACCAACAGAGGAACUCGGCCGACGUGCCCCUCGCUGGAUCAGAGACAACGAGGUGACCAUGUGUAUGAAAUGCCAGGAGCCUUUCAACGCGCUGACCAGGAGAAGACAUCACUGCCGAGCCUGUGGCUGCGUGGUGUGUUGGAAGUGUUCAGACAACAAAGUGGCUUUAGAGUAUGAUGGUAAUAAGCUGAACAAAGUUUGUAAAGCCUGCUACUCCAUCCUGACUGGACAGAGAGGGGAGAGGGUGGAGGGCAAGAAGACGAGAAUACUGGAGUUGGAAGCAUCUCCAGUGCCCAGUGACAAUGUAAUGAGUGGCUUCCUGCAGUAUGGUGACAACCCCAAGACCUGGCAACGCGUGUGGUCUGUUAUUACCAGGACCGAGCCUCCAGUCCUUUACCUAUACGCUGCCUCACAGGAUGUGAAGCCCCUUUCCAGUAUACCUCUACUGGGCUGCAGUGUGGAGGAUUCUCCUCAGGAGCUCCAGGGUCAGUCCUCUUUCUGUCUAAGCCAAUCAAAAACCACCCACACGUUCUCCUGCGAGGGGUUGGACCUUAAACAGCGCUGGCUGGCUGUUCUAAAAGCUGUUACAGGCAUCAUGUCAACAUGCCCACUGAAUGGCCCUGACAACAGCAUCAAUGGAUCCAGAUGUGGCAUUAAUGUCAGUGACAGAAGCAUCGGUAGUGGUAAGGAAUUAGUAGUCAACGGCAACAAGGAAAACCACACCUGAAUGUUGUCUAUUAAGCUUGAUGGAUAGUAGAUGUAUAUGCAUAGAUGUAUGUACACACAUCCAGAAACAUGAAUAAUGUAGAAGUGAAGCUCAGGAAAACAAAGCUUGUUUAUAUGCAAUAUUAAAACUGAGAACUGUGUUUUCCUUACAAGUGGCAACGCACUUUAUUUCUGAAAUGGUUUACAGUAAAAUAAAUAAAGUGAAGGUGUUUUAACAUGA